UGACUGCGAACCUCCACCAUCCCCUGAUUCCUGAAGGCAGACACUAGACUAGGAUUUGCAAACAAGUGCUAUUACAGCCAAGAACAACAUUUGUCUUUUAGUGAUUUUUCAAGAUGAUGCAGCCUACGCCUGCACCUACAUCGCCUCCAGGUUCACCAAGGCCGAAUCACGAUGAAGAAACUAUAGUCUACCCACCUCCCCCGAAAAACAAUGGCAGUGCCCCCUUUUCAGUACUGGCCGAGUUGUUUGAGAAAUUAUCGACAGAAAGAAAACCUGAACGAAGACGACGACUUUUGGAUGUCUGGUUCAACCAUUGGAGAGAAGAAAUUGGGCAUGAUCUUUAUCCCGUUAUCCGCCUGAUCCUUCCCCAGAAAGACCGUGAGCGCGCUGUGUAUGGCCUGAAGGAGAAGAACCUCGCCAAGACCUAUAUCAAACUGAUACCACUCGGCAUAAGAGACCCAGACGCGAUCCGCUUAUUCAACUGGAAGAAGCCGACCGAAAAAGACAAAAGCUCUGGCGACUUCCCCACAGUUUUAUACGAGGUUGUGAGUAAACGAUCCUCGGUCGUCGAAGGAAGCCUGUCAGUCCAUGACUUGAACGAAAUUCUGGAUGACUUGUCCAAGAACAUGGGCAAGCAGGAUAUACAGUCCAGAAUUCUUCAGCGUAUUUACAAUCGUGCUACUGCUGAGGAACAGCGAUGGAUUGUUCGUAUAAUCUUGAAAGACAUGGUUAUUUCUGUGAAGGAAACCACCGUAUUUGGCGUGUUUCAUCCAGACGCGCAAGAUCUAUUCAACAUCUGUUCGGACCUUAAGAAGGUUGCUUGGGAGUUAUGGGAUCCUUCAAGGAGGUUGAAUGCUGAGGAUAAAUCUAUUCAAUUGUUUCGUGCAUUUGCGCCCAUGCUGUGCAAAAGGCCGACCCAUAAGAUUGAGGAUUCGGUGAAGGAAAUGCAAGGAUGCAAAUUCAUCAUCGAAGAGAAACUGGAUGGCGAGCGCAUGCAGCUGCACAAGCGCGGAAAUGAAUAUUUUUACUGUUCGAGGAAAGGGAAAGAUUACACUUACCUGUACGGACAGCAUGUCGGACAGGGUAGUUUGACUCCUUUUAUCAACUCUGCAUUUGAUGAGCGGAUCGAUGAUAUCAUUCUCGAUGGAGAAAUGCUGGUCUGGGAUCCCGUUUCUGAACGUAACUUGCCAUUCGGGACCUUGAAGACAGCUGCACUUGACAAAUCAAAGAAGGAGCACAAUCCCCGACCAUGCUAUAAGGUCUUUGACCUCCUCUACCUCAAUGGCAUGUCCCUCCACCAGAAGUCGCUCAAGUUUCGCAAACGCAACCUGCGCGCCUGCAUCAAAGAGAUUUCAGGCCGCAUUGAAUUCACCGCGGAGUUCGAGGGCAAGACUGCCAAAGAUGUUCGGCAGAAGAUGGACGAAGUCAUGGCGUCAAGAGGCGAGGGCCUCGUGAUCAAACAUCCAGACUCUGAGUACAUUUUAAACGGGAGAAACAAGGAUUGGAUCAAAGUUAAGCCGGAGUAUAUGUGCUUUCUGGACAAUAUGGGCGAGACCGUGGACGUGUUAGUAGUCGCUGGAAAUUAUGGUACUAGAAAGCGUUCAGGAGGUGUCUCGACACUCAUUUGCGCAGUCCUCGAUGAUCGGCGUCCGGAAGGUGACGAAGAACCGAAGUACAGCACCUUCGUCAGAGUGGGCACGGGCUUGUCAUUUGCAGACUAUGUCUGGCUCCGACAGAAGCCUUGGAAAGUAUGGGAUCAAAAAAAUCCUCCAGAAUUUCUACAAACUGCAAACAGGACAUACGAAGACAAAGGCGACCUGUAUCUGGAACCAGAAGACUCGUUCAUACUGAAGGUUAAGGCAGCUGAGAUCACGACUUCAGAUCAAUAUCAUUUGGGCGUUACAAUGAGGUUUCCUCGAGCUUUAUCAAUUCGUGACGACCUGUCCAUUGCAGAUUGCAUGACUGCAUCAGCUGUUCUGGAGAGCAUGCGUUCCGAGCGUAAAAGAAAGAUGGAAAGUGAUGCUGGUAGCAUGUCCAAGAAGAAGCGAAAGACGAUGGCAAAGAAGGCGAGUGCAACUGUCCUACCACAAUACCAAGGACCUAAUCUACGUGCAGUCGAGAUUGAGUCAGACCUAUUUGAGGAUAUGAAGUUCAUGGUGUCGUCGGACCCAAAAUCACGAACAGGCAAUCAAGACCGUCAGGAACUGAUGAAACUGAUCCAUGCCAAUGGGGGUACCUGCGUGCAGGUCGUUACAUCCCAACAGCCUAUUACAGUCAUUUAUGGUGGCACGAUUACGCCUUACGACAUUAAACUGCUGGUUGACAAAGGCAAUGUUGACAUCAUCAGGCCUCAGUGGGUCACAGAUUGCAUACACCGGGGGGAGCUAGUUCCCCUCAAAAAGAAAUACUUCUUUCACGCAACCCCAGAACGCCAAGAUUCCGACGAUUACCAUCAGAUGGACGCUGACGAGGACCAAGUCAUGACCGAUAGAACUGUAGAGGAAGACGCGAGCUUGAAAAUCCCGACCACCCCAGAAGGCUUCGAGCCGAAACUCGAGGCAGCCGAGGACAUUGAUCCUGGGCUUGCGGACUGGUUUCAAGUGGAUGUCAAGCCUGUCGUACCAGAAGACAGUGAAACGGAGGCUGAGUCUGAUGCCGAUUCGAACAAUGAUGCCAAAGAGGAAGAUAAUGAUGAUGAUGAUGAUGAUGAUGAGUGGUUCCAAGUGCCCCGCAGUCCCGCUGUCAAGCCCCUUGAUGACUCAAGUACCACCCUUCAUUCACAACCAGAGGACGCGACAAUGGGGGAAGAUGACCAAGCGAGGGAAUACGACACAACCGCAAUAUUCAGGCAUCUUUUCUUUUACCUUGACACGCCAGACAAUGCGAAGAAAAACGGCAUGCCGGUGAAGACCAAGCAUGAACAGGAAAUCUCUACGACGUUCGACCAGAUUUCAAGAAGCAUCCAGGAGAAUGGUGGAAAGAUCGUUGCGCUCGACGAUCCCAAGCUCACGCAUGUUAUCUUGGACAAGCGAGAUGACUCGCGUCGACUGACGCUCAUACAGCGUACCUUGAGACCUAAGCGGCGUCGAUUGGUGAUAUCCGAUUACGUUACAGCUUGUUUAGAAGAAGAAUCAUUGCUUGAUGAGGAAGAUUUUGCUCCGUAGUGCUUAUCACGUCUAUAUGUAUGUCCUUAGCUGUACCCUUGUUCAAUGCGUGUUUCCGAUCAG
Molecule: messenger RNA, 3227 nt
Organism: Suillus clintonianus
Lineage: Eukaryota; Fungi; Basidiomycota; Agaricomycetes; Boletales; Suillaceae
Product: ATP dependent DNA ligase domain-containing protein
Exons: 29
Coding region: 114-3164 (1016 amino acids)
Biological process (GO): double-strand break repair via nonhomologous end joining; DNA recombination; DNA biosynthetic process
Cellular component (GO): DNA ligase IV complex
Molecular function (GO): DNA binding; ATP binding; DNA ligase (ATP) activity
Source: RefSeq, a predicted model, not a curated record